Misgurnus anguillicaudatus (oriental weatherfish) is the source of this 3383-nucleotide messenger RNA. It is a transcript of the gene ca5a, whose product is annotated as carbonic anhydrase Va. NCBI's taxonomy places the organism in Eukaryota, Metazoa, Chordata, Actinopteri, Cypriniformes, Cobitidae. Gene Ontology annotation, cellular component: mitochondrion; cytoplasm. The record is from RefSeq and is a predicted model, not a curated record. Gene Ontology annotation, molecular function: carbonate dehydratase activity; zinc ion binding.
AUUUUAUCCCCUUUUCAUUGGGGUAUUUAAAGCUUUCCGUCCAUAGACGAGUUGUUGUUUCGAGUAUAAACAGGUUUUGGAAACAUCUUGAUCCGCGUCGUAGUUUGCGUGUGCGUCUGUUAACCGCCCUUUUUUGUUUUCAUCCGCCAAUUAAAAACAAGUUGUGGUUUGUUUGGACAAGUUUAGGCAAAUUGCAUGCCAAACAAGGACUAAAUUUCACAUGGCGUACCGUGCCACCACCUAUUAAUCGAGUUUUACGUUUUGAUCAAAGGGUCUGGUCAGGUAUAAGGUCCUUUGCAAUUCGUUUAAGAUUGUUUAAGGGGAACAGCACGCAACAUGGUGACACUGACAGCUAUCGUAGCUCCUCUCGGUCGGCAGAUCCACAGACAUCUGCUAAAACAUGUUAGGAGCCAGCGUUUGAUACCUGCUCGGGGUUGUAGCCUGUCUGCCUGCUCCAGCAAAUUUGCUUUGACUCAAGUGCACCCGAUGUGGCAGGAGCCACUCGAUAUUCCCGGUGGAGACAAACAGUCACCCAUUGACAUCGCGGUACGCAAAAGCGUCUUUGACCCGCGACUGAAACCCUUGAAAGUGCAAUAUGACCCCAGAAGCUGCCAGCAGAUCUGGAACAACGGCUACUCUUUCCUGGUCGAGUAUGACGAUACCACUGACAAAUCCACUUUGAAGGGAGGACCGCUGGAGGAUCAGUUCAGACUGUGCCAGUUUCAUUUCCACUGGGGUGAGACCAAUGCCUGGGGCUCAGAGCACUCUAUAGAUCGCCGCCUUUACCCUGCUGAGCUUCACCUUGUUCAUUGGAAUUCGGAUAAGUACAGUUUGUUUGAAGAGGCUGUUGUGGAAGAAAAUGGAUUAGCUGUUAUUGGAGUUUUUCUGAAGGUUGGAAAGAGGCAUGAGGGUUUGCAGAAACUGGUGGAUGCAUUGCCUGCCGUCAGACACAAGGACAGCCUGGUCGAGUUUACCAAGUUCGACCCUGCAUGUCUUCUCCCGAAGAACAUCGAUGAAUACUGGACGUACGCAGGCUCUCUGACCACUCCUCCUCUUACCGAGGCCGUGACAUGGAUUUUAAUGAAACAACAUAUUGAAGUCAGUCAUGAUCAGCUGGCGGUGUUUCGCAGUUUGCUGUUCACGUCUGCAGAGGAGCAGGAGCAGAGGAGUAUGGUCAACAACUUCCGCAUCCAGCAGGAUUUGAAGGAACGGACCAUCCGUUCCUCUUUCAGCCCCUUCCUACAAGACGCUCCAUCAAUGGAGUAACACACAACGAUUCACAACCUUACCUCCAAAAGAAGAAUAAACUAGGUCAUAACAUUCAUCAAGGGGUACUGAUAUCAAUAAGGUCUUAAACUAGACUAUGCAAUGCUCGGUAUCAUUUUACCCAACUCGUCAAACUGGUUAAAAGGGAUUAACAAAAUUAUAGUUAAGGACCUGUUAUACAACAUACUCACUGAAGUUACUGUAGUAUGUGAAGGUUACUCAUAGAUGCCAUUGUCACUUUGAAUUCAGUACUAUUCAGUACAAACACAGCAAAGUAUUGUAAUUUCAAAACAUAACAGCAUUGACUCUGUCAAUUUAUUGGCUAUAGCUAUGAUUGAGGACAAAACGCUCCCUCUUGUGGACAACUGACAGAUUACAAUACAUGCCUUGUUUUGAGGCACUGUUUUUAUUUAGUAGCUUUAUUUAGCUGCAAAUCUAACUUGUUUACUGAGUUUUUUUUAUUAAGCAUAAAACUGCACAAUGCAAUGAUUUUAAAAAAUGUUAAACAAUCGUUUUAACAUUAAUAAGUAUUUUAAGUAGAACUCCUCAACAUCUGUAGAGUUUGAACAUUGCAGUUUAAAUAAGACUAGAAAUGUAGUCUUUAUGGUGCAUUGUUGAUUGAAAGAGAUUAGGUGGAGUAGAUACGCACAAUUGUUUAAAUCAGUAGCAUUACUGUACUUUAUAUAUAUUUACUUCAAUUAUAAAAACAGAUUAUCCUCACCCGUAGUGCCUUUUUGUAUAUAAUGAAUGAUUUAUACUUUGUGUGACAAUGUGAUUGGCCACAUUUGCCUAUGGGUGAAAUGUAUGUGCCUACAUUUUCGUUUAAUAUUUUCGUUAUCUCAUCUCAUAGACCUCAUGUUAGGCUCGUGUUCAUCAUUGUGCUUUUGUGUUAUUAAUUCAUCUGGAUUAAAUGUGUAUAUGUGGAUAGUGUUUGUCUCUAAGGAUGUCUUUAGUAUUUUUACUUUCAUGAGAGGGACCUUAUUUCUCCAUGAGAGGCGCACACGAGACCACUCACACUAUAAAAUUGGGAACUACAUCAAGACCAAUUUAUCUUUCAGUUUUUGUGCUUUAUUGCAUUCCUUUUUUUUUAAACAUGCUGAGAAGGCCAAUAAUUAUUUUUGGUCAUAAGUUGUAGGAAAUGCAUUGUGGAGAGUUAUAAUAUUUAGAAAUAAGCUUCAAAGUUAAAUUGGCAAAUCGAGGAGCAAAAGUUGCAUGCAGCUUUUGAACAGACGCUGGUCUUUUGUGAUGGCUGAAUAGCAUUGUUCCUGUAUAAACUCUCCCUAAAAUGGCCUCUUCUCUGAAUAGGUUCUCUUCCCAUUGGUUUGAUUUGGUUGAAAUGCAGAGUGAUGCUAAGUGGAUUUGAAAGCUGGAUUUGUACUGUACAAACUUCGGGCUAUGGGACGGCUGGGAUCUCAUCCCUCCACCUGCAUAAGUCCGCAGUCACAUUCUUUCGCAUCAGGAGGCAGGAACAAUGUUUUCUUAUUGAAGCUCGGGUGAAUAGCUUGUGGAGACAUAUUUUUUGUUGGCUUUGAUAAAUGAACGAAUUGAUUAAUUUUCCCAUGAAAAUAUUUUUUUCUGUUUUGUUUUUUGUACCCUCUUCUGGAAAAUGUGUUAGCUUGAGGUUUCUCAUUUCAAUACAAAUGAUGAAUCGACACUAAAACUUCACUUUUGCUAACAAUUAUACAUGCAAACCUUUGAUGGCAUGAUUUGAAUCUUGUACUGCGUGCAAAAUAUUAUCUUGUAGUUUUGUAUUUGGAAACUGAGACUUUUUCAUCACUUUCUUUAGGCCAUGGGUCCCUACAUGGGUCACUGUAGUUUUGUUUUACUUUUGGGCGGACACAAAUUUGUGCUCCAGGGUUUUCGGCAGGAUGAGAGGGUGGUGCCGGAGGUUUAUGGAAGCCUCAUACCGGCAUUCACAGCAUGCACCAGAUGCUUGUUAGGUCCGGCACAGCUGCACUAUAAGGUGCAUGUUUUGGUGGACUAUGCUAGGAGGGACUUACAGCCCCAGGUUGCAAUUUCAACAAAUGUGUAUCGUUAACUCUCAUUCAUGCUGUCUGAAAUGUGUUCGUAUUUGUGUAAAUUUCAUGUGUAACAUAAAAUAAAACUUUUUGAGCUCA